Messenger RNA from Scleropages formosus (Asian bonytongue), 5948 nucleotides. RefSeq names its product seizure protein 6-like. The transcript is spliced from 17 exons. NCBI's taxonomy places the organism in Eukaryota, Metazoa, Chordata, Actinopteri, Osteoglossiformes, Osteoglossidae. The coding region runs from base 279 to 3275 and encodes 998 amino acids. The record is from RefSeq and is a predicted model, not a curated record. Gene Ontology annotation, biological process: regulation of protein kinase C signaling; synapse maturation; regulation of dendrite development. Gene Ontology annotation, cellular component: neuronal cell body; dendritic spine; endoplasmic reticulum.
AAGCGCGCGCUGCUUUAAGGUGCCGGCGGCGCUGCGCGCCGCCAGUCUCUUCGGCGGGACUGGAACUGAAACACCCCUGGGCUCGUCCCUCUUCCUCUCUCGCACGCGCGCACUGGCACACACUCGCACUCGCACACACAUAGAGACGCGCGCACGCACGCGCACACUGACUCUCGGCUCUCCCGCUCCUCCGUCUUUUUUCCUCGGCGCUUUGAAGAGUUCACACCCCGGGACGAGAGAGUGUGUGUCCGCUGCCCGAUGAACACGCAGUGAAGGAGAUGCGCGCGAGAAGCGGCUUCCUGCUCAACAUGUUGGCCGCGCUGCUGCUCCUCUGCUGCUGGGGGACCGAGAUCCGUGUCCGAGGAUCUGACUUAGAUGCUGUCAACCAGGCACAUGGAGUCAGAAGUUCAGGAGUGGGUUCCUUUACCAGCCAGGGCACGGACAGUGGUCCCCACUCCAUCACCACUGGCCCUACGGCUGGCAUCCCCAACCACCCAUCCUUACUGAAGAGCUUCCUGCUUCAUGAAGCUCUGCUCACCAAGGAUUUCCGUGGGGAUCAGCAGUUCUUCGCAGAAUCGGACAGGAGCCCUGCUUCCACCCACCUAGUGCCUCAUGAGGACGCACCUGCUUUCUCCGACAUCGCAGCCACAACUGUCACCAUGGCAGCCACAUCUCCCAUGACCACCACCCCGACUGCUGCCCCAUAUCCACCAAUUUUGCAGGGAAGGUCAGAGGUCAAGGGAAAGUCCUCAGCAGUGGCUAAGAUACUGGUGACUGCAGACUCCCUGACCACUCCUGUCACACACCCCCCAUCCUCCACAGCCCUAAGGGACAAGGCCCACGGAUGGGAACUUGUUUCCCCAACAAUCAGCCCAGUGUCCCCUGCCCUCACCACUCCAGUGGGCACUGUGACAAAUGAGGUCACAACGAUGAAUAAGGUCAUGGUAAAGUCAACGAUACAGCCCUUGCAAGACUCCGACAUGAAGAACAGCACAGCAUCCAUUGGUACGACCUCCAUCACCACUACUACAGUGCCUUGCGGCAUGAACCUCACAGCAGCAGAAGGCUACAUCAAGGCGUCCCUGAGUGACUCAGCCAUGGAUUGCAUGUACUCCAUCACUGUGUACCUGGGCUAUGGAGUUGAAGUGCAGGUUCUGGAAGUGAGACUGCCGGCAGGCGAAGCAGUGACCCUGGAAGACCUGGGCGCUCCAGAGCCAUCGUUACUGGCCAACGAGUCAAUCCUGGUUCCCGGGCUAGUGGUCCGCAGUUGGAGCAACCAGAUUGCCAUCCGCUUGCGGAGAGCAGGGACGCAACAGCAGCAACCCGGCUCCUUCCUGAUGCGCUACCAAGCUUUUGUGCUGAGCUGCCCCUUCCCCCAGAGGCCGGCCCAGGGGGACGUGUCAGUCACCAGCCUCCAUGCCGGAGGAGAAGCCUACUUCUACUGCUUCACAGGCUACCAGCUGCAGGGCCCUCCCACCCUCACCUGCCGCAAUGCCACCACUCCAUACUGGAGUGGCAAGGAGCCCCGAUGCGUGGCCUUCUGUGGGGGAAUGAUCCGGAAUAUCACAGUUGGCCGCAUCACCUCACCUGGUUUCCCCAGCAACUACAGCAACAACUUGACCUGCCACUGGGUGCUGGAGGCCCCUGAGGGCCAACGAAUACAUGUUCAUUUUGAGAAGGUAGCCCUAGCCGAGGACGACGACAGGCUUCUGAUAAAGAACGGGAACAACAUUGACUCCCCGCCGCUCUAUGACUCAUAUGAGGUGGAGUACCUGCCUAACGAAGGUGUUGUCAGCUCGUCCCGUUACCUCUUCAUUGACUUCAGCACUGAUGCUUUGGGAACAUCCAUCGGGGCUGCCCUCCGGUACGAAGCUUUUGGGAAGGGGAGUUGCUACGAACCCUUCAUCAAGUAUGGGAACUACACAAGCAGCGAUGUGACCUACGCCGUGGGCACCAUUGUGGAGUUCUCCUGCGAGCCCGGCUACACCCUGGAGCAAGGCUCCGUCACCAUCGAGUGCGUGGACCCCAGCGGGCCGCAAUGGAACGAGACGGAACCUGCCUGCCGAGCUGUCUGCAGCGGUGAAGUCACAGACUCCGCCGGUGUCAUCCUGUCCCCCAACUGGCCCGAGGCCUAUGACAAGGGUCAGGACUGCAUCUGGGGCAUUCACGUGGAGGAGGACAAACGAAUCAUGCUGGACGUCCAAGUCCUACAUUUGGGCCCGAAGGACCAGCUGACCUUCUACGAUGGUGAUGACCUGACGGCCAACAUCCUGGCACAGUACAGCGGCAUGCGGCCACACUUCCGCCUCUACACCUCCACGGCCGACGUGACGCUGCAGUUCCAGUCGGACCCUGCCAGCGACAUCUUUGGCUACAACAACGGCUUCGUUGUGCACUUCUUUGAGGUCCCCCGGAACGACACGUGUCCCGAGCUGCCAGAGAUCGCCAGCGGCUGGAAGAGCACGUCGCACCCCGAGCUCGUACACGGCACGGUGGUGACCUACCAGUGCUACCCCGGGUUCGAGCUGCGGGGGGGUGCUGAGAUUCUCAUGUGUCAGUGGGACCUGACGUGGAGUGGUGAUGUCCCCACCUGUGAGAGAGUGACUUGGUGCACAGACCCUGGGACAGUGGAGCACAGCCGCAGGGUGCUGUCAGGGUCUCGCUUUGCCGUGGGGACCACGGUGCAGUACAUCUGCGACAAGGGCUACUCGCUGUCCGGCGCUGGCCUGCUCACCUGCCACAGCCGCGAUGCUGCCGGCCCCAAGUGGAGCGAGCGACCUCCCAAAUGUCUCCCUGAGGCCUACGAGCCCUGCAGGGAUCCUGGUCCUCCUCCAUUCAGCAUCCAGAGCUCAGAGAAGCGUUUCUACCAGGCGGGGGAGACACUGCGCUACAGCUGCCUGUCUGGAUACCAGCUCCUUGGGGACGCGUCCAUCCGCUGUGUCCCUGGACACCCGUCCCAGUGGAGCAGCCCACCCCCUGCUUGCAGAGCAUUCUCUGGGGAUUAUUCCAGUGAGCGCAGGCUGGAUGUGUCCAGCGCUGAUGCCAGCUUGGAGUGGACAAACAUAACGAUCACGGUCUUGGUUCCAGUCGUUGUCAUCUUGGUCAUCGUCGUUGGGCUGUACCUGUGGUUCUCAAAGGUUCAAGGCAAGUCUCUCCGGCUUUCCGUGUCCACGACGCCACCUUACGAUAACAUGACAGAGUCUGCCUUUGACAACCCCAUCUACGAGACUGGGGACGAGGUGAGCUUCCAGAGUGACGAUGAGUACCUUCAAUAGGUCACACCCCUAGGACGUACGACACCCACUUUCCUCCCCUCCUCCCACACUCCCCCCUUAAACACCAGGCACCAGGACACACCCUCCAUGCUCUUGUCUCCUGAUGGGUCACAGCCAACAUCAUCACUCUUACUGAUGUUACUGAGGUCAGGCUGCCCUUAACAAGAACCUGAACUGAACCCGGGGCUGCAAAGGCAGCGUGGGGGUGGGAUGACUGAGGGAUGCAGGGGUUUGGGGGUCAGGUCUUACAUGCAUUUCUCCUGUGGUACCUCUUUUCUGAAAGACCUCACAUAGUGCACAUAAAACCUCACUAUCAUCACACAUCUCCUGGAUCACCUACUGUAUUUAGUUUGAUGACGUUUUAAUUUUUUCUCUGUAAUUAUCGUCUGCACAAAAGAGUAUUUUUGGCACGUACAACUCCCUUUCAUGCAGCUGAUAAUGCAGCGCCCCAGCUUUGUGUGGUUGUCAGUUCGUCCAUCACCGACUGCACUACCAUGUCCGCAUCUUGUGUUUACCUUUGGAUGCGCUCAUGCACGCAUGAGAGAUGUCAACAAAUUUGUACAGAACUGCCAUUAAAGAACAUCUUUUCACUCUUGCUUUUUAUCACUUUAUUAUAAAACCGUGUUUGCAUUUCAUUUUCAACUCCUUUUUUCGCAUGGUUUCUCAUCCUAGUUUGUUUCCUAUCAAAUUUCUAAUUCCUUAUGAAAUUAACCCGGAUCUGAAAUGGCAUUAUGGGUACGAAACCAAACGGGGGAUCGCACCCAUCUAACAUAUUUGUAUCUAACGUGAAACCCGAGAACUGUGCAAAUGAAGUCAUCCUAACCCAAACCCCUAAACCUGUCUUGGCCAGCAGAACCCUUGUCCUCAGGUACCCCCAGUUCUCUUGUCCCUGGUUCGAAGUCAUGGUGUUACGGUGACAUCUGCACUUUAAUGAACAUGCAUAUCUGGCUUCCACAGGACUCCAGAGAGUAUGAGGUCUGCAUUUAGUGACCUUCCAAUGGGAGCACCUGGAUCCCUUACCUUUGCCUUUUGGGAGCGUCUUCUACACGUCUCCUGUACUUCCCUGGACUCCUCCUUCCUUCCUCCUUCCUCGCUCUGCCUCCCUGCUCCUCUUUACCAUCCCUGGCUGCUGUAAGAUAUCCUGUCCAUAGGUCAAUGCCACUGAUGCGGAAAGAACGUGGUGGACUGUGUCGUAAUGAUGGAACCAAACGUGGAAAUCAGCUGGCUGCAGUGUCUCUAUGCUUCCAGUGCUAAAAUAAGCUGAUUUAUUCCCGUGCAGAAGCAUUAUCACUGCAGAACACAAACAGUGUAUUUACCACUUUAACUAAAUGGCACAGGAUGACCCUUUAAACUGGCCUAAUCUGUACAGACCACAAAGCAGCAUGAAAGGGGGCUCCAUACCACCUUCACACUGACCCGAAAAUACGUUUUCUACCGGGACUCAGCGGGAGAGAUUUUCUGCGAUUCCUCCCAUCCUUCAGGUGGCCCCGUUCGAUGUCUACGUAAUGCACUGUGGUGCCCAAGGUUGCUUUGGAAACAUGUUAGAUGCUGAGACUGGACUUCCAUUCUCCUCAUAUGCAUCUAUUGAAAAGAAAUCCAUGUUUCCCCAAGCACAUUUCCAUCAAGUCUAUGUUCUAUGAACAUGAGCAUAGGAUGCAGCAUUGAAUGAAGACAUCAAAACACAAGACCAUUGAACAGCUGCAGAACGAAAGGUGCGGAGAUCAGUUGUGGUUUCUCUGCUCUUUUUAAUUGUCUCUGUAGUUAUCAUGAUUUUCCAUUAUUGGAGUUACCAGGCAGAAAUGAACAAAAACCCACUCUCACCUUUUGGACUUCAUGAAAUCCUUGUCAAACUCAGUUAGAGUUUCUAAGGAUCCUUCUCUGUUUAUCCUCUCUUGGUUCAACACACCUGAUCGGUAAAAGAUUAAGAAGAAGUCUAGCAUGAAGGACAGGAUUCAGCAGUUUUUGCUGAAAUAAGACUGAGUCUAAGAAGUCCAUCAUCGUGCUUCUCAUAGGGGGUGUGACUGUGAGAUUCAGUUUUGGAUGUUCUGUGGACCGCAGGGAGAUACUAAACAAGGUCCUGGGAUAAGCAGCGCGGAGACAUGCAGCCCAUCCAUAUGGUGGUCUUUAGUGUCUCUUGGGUGUGGUGACUGGGUUUGGGUUCUCAUCAUCAUCACACCUUCUUACCGUGUGGCUCUCAGCUGCCCAUCUCCCAAGUCACCCCAAGUGGAAAAGAAGAUGUGAUGUUCUAAUAAAGUAGUAUCCUUUUCUUAGUCUGUUUCAUAUACCAUCAGCUAACCAUCAAGGACAGUGAAGUGCUAUUUUUGCAAAUUUACCGUUGGAAAGACAUUUUAAAUGGUUUUCUUGGUUUAAAUUGCAGGGCAUAUAAUGCUAUAUUUACAUACUCUGUCCUUGAAUUUAUGUUGAGACCUGUACAAAAUACCAAGCCAGAGCAAGGUGAAUACACUCAGCCCUCAUAUAACAGGUCUCAUACAACAAAAACCACAACUGAUUAUGAAAAUACCUGCUUUUCAUACAAGGGGCCUAACAAUGGCAUUUUUGCCCAUUACGUUGUUUUUCUACUUCUGGAACAGGUGGAAAAGCAUUGGUACAGGAAUGCCAGUUAUCUUGCACACUUGUACAGAAAAGCUCAAUAAGGGAAACAAUUUUAAAAAG